AUGGUGCGGGACACAGCACAGCACGCUUCUGUUCUGAAAUCGCGGCUCUCCAAGGAUGCGGUGAAGGAGCAGGAAGUGGCAGUGAAGCGCAGCAAGCGUAGCAACUUCACAGUGGCCUCAUCACACAGCAAAGGAAAUCCUAUUCACCGUCCUCUCAAGUAUCAUGAGAAAAAGCUCCUCCGAAAGCACGACUUCAUGCAAUACCCACAGGACAACUGGCACGAACCUUUCUGCAUCACGAAGUACCACCUCGAAGACCGCGAAGACUACCGCCGAUACCUGCGUCUGGUCGGCCUCAUCAGACAGAUUCUGGCGCACCUUCGCUACCUUCCCGCAGACAGCAAGGUUCGAAUACAGAUAACUCAACAAAUGUUAGACAAGCUGCUCUCCAUGGGUCUAAUUAAAGAGAAACUUGGUUUGGCCGAAGUGGAUAAAGUGGGUGUGGAGGCUUUCUGCAAGCGUCGCAUACCCACUGUUCUGCGUGAUCUCAGUAUGGCGCCUAACUGCAAGCUUGCUGCAGAGCUUGUUCACCACGGGCACGUUCGAGUAGGCACCACACAAGUUAGAGACCCAGCCUUUCUUGUUCCGAAGGGCCUGGAGGAUCUCAUUACAUGGAUGCCGGGCUCAAAGAUCAAACAUCACGUGGACUCAUUCAAUGUUCAGCGUGAUGAUUACGAAGAGUAA
Molecule: messenger RNA, 684 nt
Organism: Trypanosoma grayi
Lineage: Eukaryota; Euglenozoa; Kinetoplastea; Trypanosomatida; Trypanosomatidae
Product: putative U3 small nucleolar ribonucleoprotein IMP3
Exons: 1
Coding region: 1-684 (227 amino acids)
Biological process (GO): rRNA processing
Cellular component (GO): Mpp10 complex; small-subunit processome; small ribosomal subunit
Molecular function (GO): rRNA binding; snoRNA binding; structural constituent of ribosome
Source: RefSeq, a predicted model, not a curated record